This is a messenger RNA of Penicillium alfredii, 651 nucleotides long. RefSeq lists its product as uncharacterized. The transcript is spliced from 3 exons. Lineage: Eukaryota; Fungi; Ascomycota; Eurotiomycetes; Eurotiales; Aspergillaceae. Gene Ontology annotation, biological process: cellular response to oxidative stress. The record is from RefSeq and is a predicted model, not a curated record. Bases 1 to 651 code for a protein of 216 amino acids.
AUGGGCUCCACCGCCGAAUUCAAGAACCCCGCCACCUCCACGCUCUUCGAGCUGGUCAAGUCCCGUCGCACCUACUACGGCCUCAAGGGCGAGAGCCCCAUCUCCGACGAUGCCAUUGAGCGCAUUGUCCAGGACUCGGUCCUGCACGUCCCCAGCUCUUUCAACACCCAGACCUCGCGGGUGGUUCUCUUGUUGAAGGAGGAGCACCAGAAGGUGUGGGAUAUUGCCAUUAAUGCCCUCGAGGGUCUGGUGACUGCUGGUCGCGUCCCGAGGGAGAUGUUUGAGAACAGCACGAAGCCCAAGCUGAAUGCUUUCCGUGCUGCUUAUGGAACUGUUCUGUUCUUCGUCGACUACGACAGCCUUGCUCCCAUCAAGGAGAAGUUUGCUAUUUACGCCGACAAGUUCGAUCCUUUUGCUCAGGAGUCGAAUGCCAUGUCGCAGUACCUUGUCUGGGUCGCCCUGGAAUCCGAAGGCUUCGGUGCCAACCUGCAGCACUACAGCCCCCUGGUGGAUGAGCAGAUCACCAAGACCUGGGACCUGCCUGCGUCCUGGAAGCUGGAUGCCCAGCUGGUCUUUGGUCUGCCCGCUUCGGAGCCCGCGGAUAAGUCGUUUGCGCCCAUCGAGAACCGCUUCAAGGUUUUUGGUAAAUAA